This is a messenger RNA of Effrenium voratum, 5784 nucleotides long. Lineage: Eukaryota; Dinophyceae; Suessiales; Symbiodiniaceae. The record is from the annotation of a GenBank genome assembly.
AUGGAUCUGGCCGCCGCGCGCGACGUGGUCGCCACGCAGGGCGACGACGCCGGAACGGUCGAACCCAAGGUUCCCGUCACGCUUGUCGUCGAUCAUUCCCUGAUCGUCGAUGUUGCCGGCCGUUCUGACGCGCAAGCGCUGAACAUCGCGCACGAGUACCGCCGCAAUGCCGAGCGCUACAGCUUCUUCAAAUGGGCCGAACAGGCAUUCGACAUGCUCCGCGUCGUGCCGCCGGGGGCUGGCAUCAUUCACCAGGUGCAUCUGGAGCGGCUGGCGCAGGUUAUCGAGACGGUCGAGUUGCCGGGCAUUGGAAGGCUCAGCGGGCCCGAGUUCGUUCUCGGCUGCGACAGCCACACGCCCAUGGUCAAUGGUCUUGGCGUCCUUGGCUGGGGCGUCGGCGGCAUCGACGGCGAGGCAGCGGCGCUCGGUCUGCCCUAUGUCGCGCGCGUGCCGCGGGUGGUCGGGCUGCGGCUGACGGGGCGUCUGCCGGCCGGCGCAACGACGACGGACCUCGUUCUGCGCGUCACCGAGCGGUUGCGCGAAGUGGGCGUUGUCGGCGACUUCAUCGAGGCGUUUGGCCCCAGCCUGCCGGAACUGACCGUUCCGGACCGCGCGACCAUCGCCAACAUGGCACCCGAAUAUGGUGCGACCGCCUGCCUGUUUCCGAUCGAUGACCAGACGCUGGCCUAUCUGCGGCAGUCGGGGCGGGACGCGGCACAUGUCGCGCGCAUCGAGGCGUAUGCGAAAGCCGUCGGGCUGUUCGCCGAGGCCGGCGAUCCCGAGCCGGAAUUCUCCGACGUGGUGGAAAUCGACCUGUCGACGGUUGCGCCCAGCGUUGCCGGGCCGAAACGCCCGCAGGACCGGGUGCCCUUGACCGAAUUGAAAGACGCUUUCACCGCCGCUCUCACGGCGCCGGUUUCCGCGGGCGGGUUCGGGCUGACACCGGAUCAGUUGGACAUGCGCGUGCCGGUGGCUGGUCUUGACCGGCCCGUCCGGCACGGCACGAUCGCCAUCGCGGCGAUCACCUCGUGCACCAACACGUCGAACCCGUCGGUCAUGAUCGGCGCCGGUCUUCUGGCGAGCAACGCGGUUGCAAGGGGACUGGCCGUACCGGGCUGGGUGAAGACGUCGCUCGCUCCGGGGUCGCGACUGGUCACCGAUUAUCUGGACGAAGCCGGGCUUCUUGCUUCGCUUGAGGCACUCGGAUUUCACGUCGUCGGCUAUGGCUGCACGACAUGCUCGGGAAAGUCCGGCCCGAUCGACGCCGAUCUGGCGCAGGCGAUCGCAGACAACGAUUUGGUUGCCGCCGCGGUCCUGUCGGGCAACCGGAACUUCGAAGGCCGCAUCCACAAGUCGGUGCGUGCGGCCUAUCUUGCCUCGCCGCCUCUGGUGGUUGCGUUCGCGCUCGCCGGCCGUGUCGACAUCGAUUUCGAGACAGAGCCGCUGGGCACGGACGCGAGAGGGCAGCCUGUCUUUUUGCGCGACAUAUGGCCGGACGCGGCGGACGUGCAGCGGCUCGUCGACGCGAGCCAACGGCCGGAUCGGUUCCAAAAAAGCUACGCCACGCUUUUCGACGGGGCCGAGCUUUGGCAGCGCCUGGACGCGCCCGGCGGCACCCGCUUCGCCUGGGACGAGGCCUCGACCUAUAUCCGCCGUCCGCCCUUCUUCGAACUGGCCACCGAUCCCCUUCCCGAUGCCAUCGAAGGCCUGCGCGUUCUGAUCCAUGCCGGUGACAGCCUGACGACGGAUCAUGUGACGCCGAGCGGUGAAAUCCUGCCCGACAGCCAGGCCGGACAAUAUCUCAUCGGCCAGGGUGUCGAGCCGCAAGCCUUCAACGCCGUGACCCAAAGGCGCGGCAACCAUGAAUUCAUGGCGCGCGUGACCUUCGCCAACCAGCGGAUGAAGAACCGUCUGGUCCCCGAACGCGAGGGCGGCUGGUCCCGUCGUGAGCCCGAAGGGACGAUCGAGACCGUGUUCACGGCAGCCGAGGCUUAUCGUGACGAAGGGGUUCCCGUCAUGGUGCUGGCCGGCCGCGACUACGGCAUGGGGUCCAGCCGCGACUGGGCCGCCAAAGGUCCCAAGCUGCUCGGAGUGCGCCUGGUGCUGGCCGAGAAUUUCGAGCGCAUCCAUCGCGCCAACCUGAUCGGUAUGGGCAUCGUUCCGAUAACCUUCUUGUCCGGCGAGGAUGCGGACGGUCUUGGCCUGACCGGGUUCGAGCGCUUCGACGUUUCCGGCCUGCAUGCGGCGCUCGAUACCGGGUCACCGGUGUCGAUCACCGCCCAUGGCCCACAAGGCGCACGCACAUUCAAGGGCCGGCUCGAUCUGGCCAGCGCGCAUGAAGCAGCCCUGCUGCGGAGCGCCGCCAUGCCGGAUGAGUUGAACGAGGCUGUCGAAACCGUCGAGACCUACCUGGCCGCCAUGGAAGCCCGUGACCUUGACGGUGCGCGAGCCUGCGUGUCCGAAGGCGAUCUCGAUCUGACAUUUCCGGGCGGCCGGCAUUUCACGCGGAUUGACGAGAUCGUCGCCAAUUCGAGCGGGCGCUAUGCGGCUAUCGGAAAGACGAUCGAGCGGCGGUCGGCCUGGUCCGAGAACGCAGGAACCCAUGUUCUGUUCGCAGGAACGCUUUUCGGGCGAUGGCCGGAUGGAACGCCGUUCGACGGCAUCCGGUUCAUCGACCUGUUCGAACUGAAAGACGGUCUGAUCGUCAGGCAGGAGGUCUGGAACGAUGCCGGCGAACGUUUGCUGGCCGGGCAAAAACAGACCAUCCGCCGUGGCAGCGUCGCCGUCAAAGGCGGCAAGAUCGCCGCGAUUCUGGAUCGGGGCGAAGUCUGUAACGCGGCACGCGUGAUCGAUUGCACCGACCGCUGGAUCCUGCCGGGCGUCAUCGACCCGCACACCCAUAUCGGCUUCGGCGACAAGGAAAACGAUUGGGCGACCGAGACGGCGACCGCGGCACUGGGUGGCGUGACCGGUCUGAUGAGUUUCUGGCGCCACGAUGAUCUCGGCGCAUCGACCGGGCCUUGGAUUGCAGCCGGUGAAGCGCGGGCGGAGACCGAUUUCGGUCUGCAUUUCGGCGUUACCUCGCGCCGCCACGUGGCCGAACUUGGCGAACUGUCCAAACGGUUCGGGGUAACCUCGAUCAAGGUCUAUCUGAUGUACAAGGGCGCGACCGGCGCCGCCAAGGGCUUCACGGAAGUCGACGAUGCGCUCUUGUUUUCGGCGCUUCAGGCCGGUGCGAAGGUCAAGGGCGGCGUGGUUGGCGUGCAUUGCGAGAACACCGAGGUGAUCCCGGUCUUCCGCGAUCCGCUGAAGGCGGCCGGCCGCGACGAUCUCGCCGCAUGGGACGAGCAGUCGCCGGGCUUUCUGGAAACCGAGAACGUGUUCCGGGUUGCCUUCUUCGGCGAAAAGGCCGGAUGCGACGUCAACAUCGUGCACAUGUCGGCGGUCGAAAGUCUCGAUCUGGUGCGCCGCCUGCGCCACAAGGACCGGCCCAGGAUCAACGUCGAAACCUGUAUCCACUAUCUAUCGCUGAACAGGGACUGUCCGCUCGGCCCGAUCGGCAAGGUCAAUCCGCCGCUGCGGCCGCAAGCCGAUGUCGACGGUCUUUGGGAAGGGGUUCGUGCCGGCGAUAUCCAGACCAUCGGAUCGGACCAUGUGCCGCGCAAGGUGUCGACGAAGGGACCCGACAUCUGGUCCGCGACCGCAGGCUUCCCCGGCAUCGCGCAGGUGCUGCCGGUGCUGAUCGAAGAAGGGUACUACAAGCGCCAGAUUCCCAUCGAGCGGCUUGCGGCGACCAUCUCGUGCAAUGUGGCCGACCUUUAUUCGCUCCCCGGCAAGGGACGCAUCGCGCCCGGCUACGACGCCGAUUUCGCCAUUGUCGAUCCUGCCGGCCAGACAAGUGUGGCGGCCGACGCGUACCCCUCCUUUUCCGACUAUUCGCCCUAUGCCGGCAGGACCUAUCGCGGCGCGAUCACGCACACGAUCCUGCGCGGCACGGUGGUGGUCGACGAUGGAACAAUCAUGACCGAGCGAAUCUGGGACCGGUUCCUGACCGAUCACGACAAGCAAAUCUUCCAGCUCGCCGGCUAUGGCAAGCGCGGCGGCUUUGGCAAGCGGCCGGCGCUGUUCAUCAUCGAUGUGCAGUACAAUUUCUGCGGCGAUGCACCCGGCGAAAGCCAUGAGGACGGUGUCGGCAAAUACCGCACCCAUUGCGGGCCGGUCGGCUGGAACGCGGUGCCGCAUAUCGAACGGUUGAUGCAUCUGGCGCGGGAGAUCGAUAUUCCGAUCUUCUACACCCAGAGCGAGCGCCGUCCCGACAUGAUCGACAGCGGCGUUCAGGUGUCAAAGAGCCAUCGCGGGCAUGAAAAGACCUCGCAGGAGGGCACGCACGCCACGCAGACCGUGGCGCCAUUGGCGCCGCGCCCCCAGGAUAUCCUGAUCGGCAAACGCAAACCCUCGGCCUUCUUCGGCACACUGUUCAUGAGCCACCUGAACUAUCUGGACGUCGACACGCUGAUCAUGACCGGCUGCACCUCGUCAGGCUGCCUGCGGGCGACCACGGUCGAUGCCUAUUCGUUCAACUUCAAGGUGGUGAUCCCCGAAGAGACGGCGUUCGACCGGUUCGAGGCCAGCCAUGCGAUUUCGCUGUUCGACCUCAACUGCAAAUAUGCCGACGUGAUCCCGACCGACGAGGUGGCCGCCUAUCUUGAAGGAUUGCCGGCAAGACCGCCAUUGUGCGACCAUCGCUCCCGACUUUCCGGGGAGCCGAAUGUGACACUGGGCAUUGGCGACAUUGUCGCGACAGCGGGCGUGCUGCUGGGCCUGAAUUAUGUGGCGCUGUUCAUCGCCGCCUAUCUGUUCGACCGUUCGGCCCGGCACCUUCUUUGGUAUCUGGCCGGCGCGGGAGCGUUCAUCGGCAGCAGCGCGGCCUAUGUGAUGACCGAGAUCGCGCCCUUCCACGGCCUGUUCUUCAUCCUUGACGAUGUGCUCGUCUGCACCGGCUUCCUUUUGGUCUCGAAGGGCAUUUGCACGCACGCAAGGCUGCCCCUGCCCGGGCGCAUAUUCGCCUUGACCGCGAUCAUCGGCGCCUUCGUGAUCGCCGUCCUGGCACCGCUUGGUGAGUUGUCGCUGAUGCGGCUGGCAACGGUCAGCCUGUUCCAGGUGGCGUUGCCUGUGAUGGUGGUCGUCCGGCUCUACCGCCUGCCGGCGAUCAGUUCCCGCACGCGGUUUCUGGCCACCAUGCUGUGCGCGGUCAUCCUGUCGGUCCUCAUCCGACCCCUGGUCGCCGCGUGGGCGGUCAGCCAUGGCACCCUUUCGCCGCCGGAGCAGGCCGAGCUGUACGGCACUUAUGCGGCAACGCCGUUCGCGGCGACCCUUUUCGCCUUUGCGGGAACCAUCUUCUUUCUGGCGAUGAGCGAUCUGGCGGCCACCUAUCGGCAGGCGUCGAUGACCGACAGCCUGACCGGCCUUCUGAACCGGCGCGGCUUUCUCGAUGAAGGCAACCGGCUGGCCGCGCGCCCCGCCGCGCUGAUCAUGCUCGACAUCGACCAUUUCAAGACGAUCAACGACACCCAUGGACACGACCAGGGCGACAGGGUGAUCGCCGGCGUCGGAUCGGUCAUCGCCGUCGCCGCGCCGCGCCCGCAUCUGUGCGGCCGGCUGGGCGGGGAGGAGUUCGCGAUCCUGGUUACACCGAGCUGCGCGACAUCAUGCCCGACGACCGGCCGGUCACCGCAAGUCUGGGCGUUGCCGCGAUCGGCGAUGACGGGAUCGCCGGCGCGCUGA